Gossypium raimondii (Peruvian cotton) is the source of this 825-nucleotide messenger RNA. RefSeq lists its product as uncharacterized. The transcript has 5 exons. Lineage: Eukaryota; Viridiplantae; Streptophyta; Magnoliopsida; Malvales; Malvaceae. The record is from RefSeq and is a predicted model, not a curated record. The coding region runs from base 1 to 825 and encodes 274 amino acids.
AUGAUUGCUUCUCUUAUGACUAAGUUAUUGCAAAAGAAUGUCAAAUUUGAAUGGACUGAUAAAUGUCAACAAAGUUUUGAGAAAUUGAAGGCGUUAUUGACUGAGGCAUCGGUGUUGGUGCAACCUGAGACAGGGAAAGAGUUUAUAAUUUACAGUGAUGCAUCAUUGAAUGGUCUUGGAUGUGUGCUAAUGCAAGAAGGAAAUGCAAAUGUAGUCGCUGAUGCUUUGAGCAGAAAAUCUUUGUUUGCUUUGAGAACCAUGGAUAGGAGUUUAGCUUUGUCUGAGGAGGGUUUAAUUUUGGUUGAGUUGAAAGCUAGACCGUUAUUUUUGCAGCAAAUUUUUGAAGCUCAGAAGAAUUAUAGUGAAUUACAAGUCAAGAGAUCUCAGUGGGAAUCAGGUUGUGAUUCAGAUUUUCGAAUUAGAUCAGAUGAUUGCCUAAUGUUCCGAGAUAGGAUAUGUGUACCAAAAGAUGAUGAGUUGAUUCGGACAAUUUUACAUGAGGCACACAAUGGUAGUUUAUCAGUUCACCCAGUAAAAUCUGAACAUCAAGCACCUUCGGGUCUACUUCAACCAUUAUUGAUUCCUGAGUGGAAAUGGGACAGAAUCACGAUGGAUUUUGUGACGGGUUUGCCUCUGACUCCUAGGAAGAAAGAUGCUAUUUGGAUCAAGAAAGAUGUGGAAUCAGCCUCGAUAAGGGAAAGGAAAAGAUUGUGGAUUAAAUUGCGAAAUUCCUAUGUUUUGCACCGAGGCUACUAUGUUUACCAGAAGGCUUUGGUCAAGUGUGUAGUACUACGUGCAGGCUACUACGUGAACUGGAAAGUUUGA